UCAAAUUGAUAGUAUGAAUGUGAAUGACAGUUCAACUAAGUCACAAAAAUGUUUGUAGGUAUUUUUUACAUGUGAUAUUAUAAUAUUUUUUUAAACUGACAAUAAAUAAAAUUGGUUUUUUGCAGUUUCCGUGUCUGUAAAUUUAAUGUCCUAUAAUUCUGAUGAAGGCCUAAACCAUGUCAGGCAAAAAAUGUAAACACUGUGGAUCUUCAGAGAUUGAAGUAGAUCCAGCCCGAGGUGAUGCAGUAUGUACAAGUUGUGGUACAGUGUUAGAGGACAAUAUAAUCGUUGCCGAAGUUGAAUUUCAAGAGAACGCUCAUGGUGGUGCAUCGGCGAUUGGACAAUUUGUAUCGGCUGAAUCCAAAGGUGGUGCAACUGGAUUUGGACGAGCAUUCAAUGCAGGCAUUGGGCAAGAAUCCAGAGAAUUAACUUUAAGAAAAGCAAGAGAGGGCAUAACAACAUUGUGUCAGCAAUUACGUCUAAACCAACAAUGUAUAGACAUUGCAUGUAACUUCUUCAAAAUGGCACUUACUCGACAUCUCACUAUUGGACGACCAGCGACACACACACAAGCAGCUUGUGUAUAUAUGACUUGUAGAACAGAGAGAACUGAUCAUCUUUUGAUAGAUAUUAGUGAUGCUCUACAAAUAUGUUGCUACCAACUAGGCCGCACCUACUUCAGAUUAUCGCGGGCGCUCUGCAUUGUAAUACCUCCAACAGACCCAUGCAUGUAUAUCCUGCGUUUCGCGUCGCAGCUGCAAUUCGAAGACAAAGUUCACGAUGUUACCACAACGGCAUUGCGGCUCGUCAAACGGAUGCAAAAGGACUCUAUACAUUCUGGUCGGAGACCAUCUGGAAUUUGUGGGGCAGCGCUUCUCAUCGCUGCCCGAUUGCACAAUUUCUCGCGAACACCCGCCGAUGUUGUUCGGAUAGUGAAGGUUCAUGAGUCGACACUGCGAAAACGGCUGCUGGAGUUCGGGGAGACGCCUUCGAGUGCCCUCACUCCGGACGAGUUUAUGACUGUUGAUUUGGAAGAGGAGCAGGAUCCGCCAGCGUUUAGAGCGGCUAGGAAAAGGGAUAAGGAGAGGCUGCAAAAGCUUAUGGAUGAAGAGGACGGAGAGAGAGAACUAACAGAGCUGCAGAAAGAGAUAGAUGCACAACUCGAGAAGGACAACUCACGGAGGAAAAAAGCGGCCAAUGUCAACACUACUCCAGCUUCUUUGAUAGGCAUAGACGAAGGUACAUCAGAAGAGGCAGAGGCGUCACGGUUCGCAGCUGAGGACACACUCGAACUCAUCGGAGAGAUCGCGAGGGACGUUGAACCGAAGACCGAGACAGUAAAACCUUCUGCCCGGUUAAAACUGGAGAAAGGACUUGGGCCUGAGUUAGCGGUGAUAGGUCUGGGCCCGUCUGACGAGAAAAGUGACAAAUUCAUAAAACCGGAACCGAAACAACAGUUCAGCAAGGACCUUCACAGUGCCGAGGAAUUGCUGCUCAAUGACAAGGAUGAGGAUUACAUCAGCUCGCUUAUCAUGAGCGAGGAUGAGGCGAAACAUAAAACUAUGCUUUGGAAUAAAAUCAACGCCGGAUAUUUGAAGGAGCAAAAAAUAAAAGAAGAACUGCGUGCCAAAGAAAAAGAAGAGGGAAAAGACAAGAAAAAAAAAAUCCGAGGUGCAUACAAAAAGAAGACUACGUGCAGUGCGGCGACCGCCGGCGAGGCGAUCGGUAAAAUGUUAGCAGAGAAGAAGAUCAGCUCGAAGAUUAAUUACGACAUCUUGAAGAGCUUGGACCAGCCUGGAACGCCCCUGCCGGCUGCCCCGGCAACAACUACAGUUGAAACUGCUUCAGAAACAAAGCCUCAAACCUCUGCGGAGACGACGGUGCCUCAGUCGCCGGUACCACGCAAGAGGAAAAAGAAGCAACCGCCUUCGAUAGUGCCGAACCUGUUCGCCCCCUCCACGUCGUCAGCGCCCGCGACACCCGCCCCGCUCACACCAGCUACAUCCGCCCCGGCGACGCCUGCGCCGCCCACGCCGGCUCUCACUGAUGUAGGAGACGACUACGACGACGAAUUGGAAACGGAACCAACGGACACUGGCGGCGAGAUGUCGCUAGCGGCCAUGUUGCAGAACGGCGAGGAAGAGGAUUACUAUGACUACGAAGAAUAUUGAAGUCUGGUGGCUGUAAUUUGCUUUAAAAAACGAGUCAACUUGUUGGCAGCUAAUUGUCAAAUUAGUUGACAAAAAGUUACACACUAAUAAUAUUUGAAACUAUAACCUUCAGCUAAUAAUUUUCAAUCUGGUAAACCUAUCACACACAUAUCUAUAAAAAAGUCGACUUGUUUUUUCAAAGUAUUUGUAUGGAGAAAUCCUGUCUAUAUCCUUGUUAGCACUAAACAGACAGCAUGUAUCUGUAAUUAAUAUGUGUAGUAUUUAUAACAUAAUAAUAAUAAAAAAUUAAACAUCACAGAGCGCCUUCUAGUCAGACUAAUCAAAGCUUGUACUAUGGCUAGUAGACAACUGGUAGAAACACAAGACCAAGCCGUAAUAAACAUUUAUUCUAUGACAAAUGUUUAAAAUAACCAACGUGUAUUUAGGAAGUGUAUACAUUUAUAAGCUCGGGUAAACAGGCCUACUUAUCAGGUAAGACAAUUAGGUCGAUUCUAAGGCGUUAUUUCUGUAAACCAAUCUCUAAAAUUUCAAUUUGAUAUCAUUAUUAUUAUUGUAAGGACUAAUAUAUACUAAUUUUAUAAUAGAUUUAUAAAUUUAUUAUAAAUUUUAUUUAUGAUAGCCCAUAAAAUAGUAAUUUUAUUAAUGUGAAAUUUCGAGAAAUGGCACCUUAGAAUCGGCUCCAAUGAAAAUGAGCUUUUGCGAAACAUGUAUAAAAUAAGUUAUUGUAUAUAAACAUGUUAUAAUGUUAUAAUUAAACAUGUAUAUAUUUAAACAUGUUUAUAACUAGUAUUAUUACAAAUAUGUAUAUAAUAUAUAAUACAUAUAUAAAAUAAUAGUAUAUUAUACUAUAACUUUAAAUCUGUAGUUAACAUUUAUGUAUAUUAGUGUGUUAUAUAAUAUUGUACUUGUACAGUAGGUUAAUAUGUAAUUUAUUUAAAUUCGCCACUGUUUUAUUUAAAUUUUGUAAGUAAUAAAGCAAGAUAUCAAUAUGUUUUUGAUAUCUGUGAAAAUUAAUAAAUUUAUGAUUGUCAGAUAGAGUAGAAACAUUUCGUAAAGUUGCCCUUGUAUCCAAUAGUAUGGAGGUGGCGCUCUCUAGUGUAAAGAGUUUCCAGAUUGUCUUUUUGUGCAUGUGGGUCUAUAUAUACUUAGUCAACGGAUAGAGGGAUUUUUAACAUUGAUUAAAAUGGAGUUUUGGCCCCGUCUGCGAGAUGGUAUACGCUGACAGGAAAUAAAGGGUGAUAGAUAAGGAUGCAGUACAGUUUAAACGUGAUUCAACAAGAUUUUAUUAUGAUGGUUUCUAGGGUAGACUAUGGAAGUCGACCUGACAUGGCAAUAUUAAUUUGAUACUGGAGUGGUUACGAUACUAGGUAUUGCAGCUCCGAUAUCACGAGGGGUUUGAAGCUUAAAAUGUAAAAAAAAACAUGCAGUGUUAAACAAAGUGUCUCAUUUUUCAUAUUUUACCACAUUUGGAUUACAGUUAUGGCAUGGAUGUUAUUUAAAUUACUAUAGAACGCCUUUACGUAUAAUUUUCGCCAUCAUUAUCAUUGAAUAUUUUCGAAAUUCACCAUUUCGAGUUGAGCAUUGCCCAAUAAAUAUUUUCAUAUAUAAUUUUGAACUUAUUAAAAUUUCAUUAUGUAAAUACAUUAUCGUGUAUGUGACAGAUAGGUAUUAAUGAUUUCAUUGUUAUAUUAUUGUUAGUCAUUAUCAUUUGCUGUAAUUAUGGGUAAAUACCCAUAAUUAGUGAUGUGUAAGUCUCUGAUAUGUUGAGAGUUCAUACUUUUUUUUUUAUUAAUCCUUGUUACCCAGAGUUCGGUAGACAAUAUAUACAGCUUAAACACAAUGAUAUUUAUAAAACUGUUUAACUUUUGAAACCAUAUGAGAAAUUCUCAUGUCAUUUUUGUGAAGACUUUGGUAUGGGGGAAUAGGGAUUGUAAUAAUGGGGUUAUCCUUAGCCACCAUCUCUUACUGGUACCCUGUCAGUGAAUAUGAAUAGCGGAGGCGUAGUUACCGUACUAUAUUCAUCCAUUAGAAAGAAACAUCUUGAAUUAAAAUAAAAAAUUUGUGGCUAUUUUUCAAUAUGUCAACUCUUUAUUCGCAAGAAAAAAACAUAGAAAGGGUACUUACAUGAAUUAUUAAGCUACGAUUGUUGUGUCACUGAUACUUGAUAUUUAAAUGUAUAAUAUCGAUAAAUAUCACUCAUACCAAUCGAUCAUACCACCACCAUCAUAAUUGUGAGAUUAGGAAAAUACUAUGGAAGAAAUGAAGUCCUGCUGUAGUCCGGUGCUGGCAGGAAGUCAGUCUAAUUCCUUGCCCUAUAUAUAUAAGCUUCUUUGACAUUACAAUUAUCAGGAGAUUUUUUUAUGUAACACAGAAAAUAUUAAAUGACAAUGAUAAGGUAACGUUUCUUAUCUGUCACACAAACACAAUUAUGUUUGAUAAAAAAAAAUCUUCAAGUAUUUAACAUUGUACCUACCUAUAAGCACUCCAUUAUUUUUGUGAUAAGAUUAUUUUUGAGCAAUUUUUAAAGUAAACCCAUUGCGGAAGUAAAAAAUAUCACAAAAAUAUCAUAUUUAGAGAAUUACUAAUAAAAAUUUGUAUAUUUUUUUUUAGAAUAGUCAAGAAAUUUUUUCUAGUUAAAUUAUUAUUUAUAUUAUAUUAUUUAUUAACUUUUACUUGCAAUUUCGUCCGCAUAACCGGGAUUUAUUUACUUACCGGGACAAAAAGAAGCCAGUAUGUCCUUGUCUAUCCCAUAUUCCAAAUUUCAUAGUGAUUGCUUAAGCCGUUGAGGCGCUAUAAGGUAACAAACAAACUUACUAUUAUUAAUAAGGAUAAUUAUUUGUCUUCUUCAUUUUUUUUAAUAUAAAUAAUAUUUUUUCUUUUACCUAAUUCAGAUACAGAUUGAAAACACAAAUAGCUUGAAUACUAAUUGUUAAAUUAAAAUUGUAUAGAUUAAUGUUUACAUUGAAAAUGUUGCGAAAUUAUGAUAAAUAGUAAUGAAAUAGAAACAUUACAUGACAUCAUACUUUACUUGGAAAUCUAAAAUUGUAGUGGACUAUGAUUAUAAUAUGAUGAAACAAUUUAGUUUUACAUUGUGGUUGAUUUUGAGGCGACAUUUUUAAAAUUCAAUUUUUUAUUUGAUAAUGCAUUACAUUAUGCGUAACUGUGAACCCGCGAACUCCAUCUCAGAUCACAUCAUAACAUUUGACCAGGCGAGAUGGUGAUCAGAAAAAAAUCUUUAUUCCGAUGACCAAUAUGAACUAAAUUUCUAAAAGAUUUAAGUCAAAAUUAUUAUAAAUAUAGUGAUGAUAGUCCAUAAAAAAGUAAUUUUGUGAAACUAUUAAAACGGGGGGAAAUGGAUUGUUAGCAAUGGGGUUUGAAAGCCCCAUUGCUAGCAAUAUACCUUAUUAGGUCGACCUCCACGUGGUUCCCCCUGGAAACCAUCGUGAACAAUUCUUGUUGAAUUCGUCACAAUGGGCUAACUGAUCUACUUCAUCUUCACCUAUCAUCCUUCACUGGUGCCCCGCCGGUGUAUACCGAUAGCACGGGUGGGGUUACUAUUCCAUUAUCAUCCAUUAAAAAAAAAAAACUAUUAAAACUAAAUAUUAGAUUAAGAGAAAUAGGAGAUAUAGAGAAAUUAGUCUCUCAAAAUCGACCUCACCGUCCUUUAAUAAGUACUUUGGAGUUCACUAUGUUCCAUAAAACUAUUUCUCAAAGAGAUUCAGUUAAUAUAAAUCCCGGUAUUAUUCCACCGUGAUAAAAAGGAUCCUAUUUCCUUCUCAAUCUCGAAUGGUACGUGUGUGUUUUACUACUAAGAUACUUUAGGUAAUAAGUUUUAAAUAUUACAUUUGUGAGCACCUACGUAUGGAUGUAUUUUUGUUUUUAAUUAAGUUUUCUAUUGUUAGUAUUAAUUUAGAUAAAAAUAAAUCUGGGAUAGUGUUUUUAUAAUUAUCUCGACUGAACAACUGAGUUUAUUUUUAAUAAAGGAACUAUUUGUGCAUUUAAUCACAGAUAACUUAUUAACUAUCAAUCAAUCAACAAGGACAUCUCAUGCCCGCCAGAUGAUGUGUGGGCGGGCGAGGUAGGGGCCUCGGGGUAUACCCCUUCCCCGGCUUCAACUCCGGAGGCGACGACCUCCAGGCUGCUGGGUUCUUCAGCCGGCAUACACUGGUGGUCUGUGUAUGCCGGCGUGGUGUCUACUUAUUAACUAAUGUUUUAAUAUCCAUAGUAAAUCAUACGCAUGUAGAUGGCGUGUCGAGUUAAAAAAUCGUAGGUAACUCCGCUAUUUUAUAAGGUUGGUUUGGGCAGUAACAUCGACUAUAAAUAAAAUUAAUUUAUAAACUAAAAGUUUUUUGCUCUUAUUCAAUAAAUAAUGUUAUUUAUUUUAUUGUAUCAAUUAUUUUACGUAUUUAACUAUUCCAAAAAGUUGAAUGUGCCAAUUUUUUUGUAAAUAGGUUUUUAUUUAAAAAAAUUUAAAUGAAAUUACAUAAAUGUCUGAGUGUAUUAAAAAAUCCAACUGUUUGCAAAUUUUGUAAAUUUCAGUUAUAUUGUACUAGUAAAAAGUUCCUUUUUGCAUCAGAAUUGAAAAUACAUAAUCGCAAAAACUACCCAAUUUGGUACACGGGAAGAUUAUGUCUUAACAUAGCAAAUAAAAUACUUUAUGUAUCGGUUUACGCGGACAAAGUCACCAUACAACUAGUCAGUUAUGGUCGGUGUAAUAUUAACUCAGUACGUAUGUUCUUUAUGUAUAAUGCGGAUGAUAUGCUACUAAAACCAUAGAAAAAAAAUAUUAAAAUGUAGUAUAUUCAACAGAAUAUUUGAUUAUAAUAUACUUUGAAUCUAUAAACCUUACUCAGUUCUUUACAGUGCAAACUGCUAACCUAUCAACAUGGCAACCACACUAUGUUACAAUGUACAAUGUUAAAUAAAAUAAUACAUCAUGUAAGUACCUAUUAUUAAGUUAAUGUUCUCUAUGAUCUGUAAAAGUUUUACCCGAUGUGUGUGUACUUUUUUUUAUGUAUAUAGGGAUUAAAAGUACCGCGUAUUCUCUAUUAUUAGAAAAAGUUCAUUUUAAAUCUUAGGUUUACAGAUUUUAUGAUUACUUUUGUUUUUCUUUUUUUAAUGUAUUUAUGUUUGUUUUAAAUAUGGAAAAAGAAAUUAAAUGCAGUAUUUCCAACCAAUAA
Galleria mellonella (greater wax moth) is the source of this 7351-nucleotide messenger RNA. RefSeq names its product transcription factor IIIB 90 kDa subunit (gene Brf). The record is from RefSeq and is a predicted model, not a curated record. Lineage: Eukaryota; Metazoa; Arthropoda; Insecta; Lepidoptera; Pyralidae. Gene Ontology annotation, biological process: transcription preinitiation complex assembly; transcription by RNA polymerase III; DNA-templated transcription initiation. The transcript has 12 exons. Gene Ontology annotation, cellular component: transcription factor TFIIIB complex; transcription preinitiation complex; nucleus. Gene Ontology annotation, molecular function: TBP-class protein binding; RNA polymerase III type 3 promoter sequence-specific DNA binding; RNA polymerase III general transcription initiation factor activity. Bases 177 to 2171 code for a protein of 664 amino acids.